Molecule: messenger RNA, 1260 nt
Organism: Phytomonas sp. EM1
Lineage: Eukaryota; Euglenozoa; Kinetoplastea; Trypanosomatida; Trypanosomatidae
Source: the annotation of a GenBank genome assembly
AUGGACGUAGUAAAUCAACCAGAUGACCACAAACUACACGAGACGCCGCACACUGAUGAUAUAAAAGUUGAGCACGAAUAUGGAAGUCGUAACGCUGAACCUGAGGCUGUUAACACUCCGCACGAACAUUCUGACCAUAAAAAUAUCGAUUCCAAGCAUUCUGAAAGCAAUGCUUAUGGAAUCCAGCGUGGUAGAAGUGACAGCGCCAAAUGGGAUGAUGAUGACCAAUAUCAUGACGCACAUUCGAAUGGUGCUUCCGUACACGCAACCGCUGACAAUGACGGUGUGGACUUCGUAUUAUUACCUAAGCAGGAUGACGCUGAUGUGGAUUCAGAACAUGAAGAGAAUCCUAACGCGAGUGAACUCGACAUGCAGCGGGAGCCGGAAAAACCGGAGGAAGAUAAUCUUGAGGAGCGCCUGCAGUUGUAUAGCGAAGUGCUAAGCCUACGGAAGGAGCUUGACGUUGUGAAAGAAGACGAACAACGCCUGCGGCAACAGCUUCAAAAUACACAAAUGCUCAUCAAUGAAUAUGAUCCCCAGAUUGAGAAGAUGAUUGUUGUGCUUGAAAAUGAGGCGCAGCAGUCAUUGUUACGUAAACUUUGGGAAGAACAAUGCCAGAAAACAAAUCCAGAUGAGAUGGACUGGUCCAACAUCAAUAUCGCUAACCUAAGUCAGCGUGUUCAGGAGGCCCGAAAAAUCUCCAUGAUGACUACGGAAAAGGUGGAUAUGCUCUACGCUAAUAGGGAUGAAAAGCUAAACAUUCAUACCGAUAACCGUGAGCAGAGCAAAGCAAAGCUCAAGGAGCGCUUUGAAGAGGAAAUGGAGGGAUUACAAGACCUCCGAAGCCGGUUAAAACAGAUAAAGGACGAGCACAUGUUCCACCAACGCCGUGGUACAGCCCGGGCUGAAGAUCGCAACAUCCUCUCCAAUGAAACGAAGAAGCUCAACCGGCAGCAUCGUGUUGCUGAAGUUGAGAACCGUACGUCCGCGAAGGUCGGGGCCUUGAGUGACACUCUAACGGAUCUCAUGGAAGAAUGCAAAGUGUUAAAAAAGCAGCUGGAUAAGUCCCAGAGUCUGUCUGAUGAGAGGAAAAAUGCAUUGGAAGACGCUCUGAAGAAAGUGCAGGAGGAAGGCUCUGAGGCUCGUGAUAUGCGGCAGAUGCUGGAAGCGGAACAAGAGGAACUAUCGGCGCUAAAGGCUGAUUUGCAGGGUGUGCUGCAUUACGUGCGCGCCGCAAGGCGGGAGGAGGAAAUAUUCUAG